This is a messenger RNA of Lytechinus variegatus (green sea urchin), 2667 nucleotides long. It is a transcript of the gene eri1, whose product is annotated as 3'-5' exoribonuclease 1-like. Gene Ontology annotation, cellular component: cytoplasm; nucleolus. Lineage: Eukaryota; Metazoa; Echinodermata; Echinoidea; Temnopleuroida; Toxopneustidae. Gene Ontology annotation, molecular function: nucleic acid binding; 3'-5'-RNA exonuclease activity. Bases 111 to 1358 code for a protein of 415 amino acids. Gene Ontology annotation, biological process: exonucleolytic trimming to generate mature 3'-end of 5.8S rRNA from tricistronic rRNA transcript (SSU-rRNA, 5.8S rRNA, LSU-rRNA). The transcript has 6 exons. The record is from RefSeq and is a predicted model, not a curated record.
CCGUACAUCGGCGCGCCAUUCGAAAAAUAGACGAAAAUGGCGUGGUGGAGACGUUUACUACAUUGAAAAAUCCAUUUACGAUUCAUAUAUUCGAUGGAUUUGCAGAUAUAAUGAUAGUUUUGGAUUAUGUGCUCAUUUUAGGGAGCGUCAUAGUCGUUUCAUGUUUUAUUUGGAUAUCCUUCGCCAUGAAUUCAUCUCCGUCCACGGCGGAACUUCAGGCACCUGACAAGGGCCAUAGUCCCAGUCGCAGGAAUCGACGUGGUCGAAAAUUAAGACAAACUCCCCCGGCCUCAUCGGCACCGCAAGAGAGUCAAAGUACCAACGUGAGGCACAGACGAACUCGACUCGCUGACAGCAAUGAUACCGUCGAAAUGCACAUUGAUGAUCCUCCUCUUCCAGAAGAAAAUAUGGAUAUUGAUGAUGAUGAUGUGGAGUGUGAAUAUGGUGUGCAAAACACAAUGUCAAAGACUCGGAUUAAAGAAGGAAGGGAGAAGAAGAGACGAAAGGAAAAUGAGUCAUUGUUGGUGACAAAAAAGGAUUCUUCUCCAGUUCGACUGAAAGACUUCAGUCAUCCCAUCUACAAAGAGAUGUCGUUAAGGAACGGAAGUGUUAACAGGAUGACCAAGAUUGACCUUCAGAAUACUUUGCAAGAACUUGGCCUGAACAGAUUAGGCAGUGCAGAUGUCCUGAAGCGCCGUCUAAAGCACCACUAUUCCAAGGAGUCCCUGAAGAUGGCAGGUCUGUCUACUGAUGUACCUGUCAGGUUUGACUACCUGUGUGUGAUUGAUGUAGAAGCAACGUGUCUGGAGAUCAACCCUGUAGACUACGUUCAUGAGAUAAUUGAAUUCCCCAUUGUUCUGCUCAACACAAAGACGUUACAAAUUGAAGACACAUUUGAUGCAUUUUGUAAGCCUGUUGUCAACCCUCAGCUCUCUAAGUUCUGUUCACAACUCACAAACAUCUCACAGAAAAUGGUUGACAAAGCUGAUACAUUUCCUGUCGUUUUGGAAAAAGCAGAGCGAUGGAUGAAACAGAAGGGCCUUGGAAGUAAACACUCCUUUGCAAUAGCCACAGACUGCUCUUUGGACAUGGACCUAUACCUGAAGCUGCAGUGUCUGGUCAGUGAGAUCACCUACCCCCAGUAUGCCAAGGAAUGGGUGAAUAUCAGCAAGGUCUUUGCCAACCUCUACAAGACCAAACGGUUACCGCUGAGGGCCAUGCUGAACAGUAUCGGACUGGCCUUCAUAGGACAGCCUCAUAGAGGGAUAGACGAUGCCAGGAACAUUGCCAGGAUUGCGUUGCAGCUGAUUGAGGAUGGUGCAGAGAUGAAGUACAAUGAAAAGUUGACAGCGUCGUAGCCAAGGGUUUUCUGGGAGUUAUGGCAUAGAAAGAACCCUUCAUCUGUCUUUGGUCACUGACACGUACCCAGCAAAGGGCUUUCUGGAGAAUUGUAAACUAGGAAGAACUGUUCAUCUGUCCAGGGCAGCUGACACCUUUGUACAGACAGUGGCCUCAGAGGCUCAGAACACUUUAAAGACAGGAAAGAUAGUAGGGCCAAGCUAUUGUGUGUUCACCAUAGUUAUCCCUCCAAACCAGUGUGUACUAUGAGUUGUCUGGUUGCAUGAGGAGUUGUAAUCAAAAUGCAGCUUAAAAAUCUAACGCAACUUGAUUUUCAACCAAUCCGAUGUGUGUACUUGGGAUUUGCAAUAGAUUUUUAGUUGCUUUCAAAUGCAACUGUUCCUGCAACAGACCCACUGGUGCCGCUGUCACUGCAGAAGUUGUUUUUCCCACUUUCAUUCAGAUUUUGUUUAAGGGGAGAGACAAAGAUUCUAUAAAGAACAUUGUUAAAUCAAGGAACAAAUGGAUCUAGGUUUGGUGUUUUUUUAAUGGUAUUAUAUUAAGGUAAAUUGACACUUGGUUUACUGUCACUUUAUGUACAUUCUUUUUGGUCCCAUCCCACAUGGUCUAAUACUAGUUUCUCUACCUACCAUUUGGUCUAAUUGCCGUUUACCAUUUUCUCUUAUUUUGACUUUAGACUAUACCCAUAUCAUAUGAUAUAUGGUUUGAUCAAACAUUUAUGAACCAAUUUUUAGCUCAUCCGGCCCGUAGGGCAAGAUGAGCUUAUGCCGUGGCGUCCGUCAUCUGUCCACAAUUUCAAAAUGCUACUACUGCGCCAUUUCAAGUCCGAGAUUUCACAAGAUGGGGGAAUCAAAACUUCUACACAGAAUUUUCAAAUUCCUUAAAUAUGUUAAUUUAUGCGCAUUUUUCAAAAUUCACAGAAAAUGCUUCUUUAUUUGUUGACCGAUUUUGAAUUUUUUGCUUCCUUUGAACUUUGAACUUUAUUGAAUAAAUACCUUUUGGCCCCGAUUGGGGCAAAUAAAGGCUCAAACAUUUGAACAAAAGUAACAUAUUUACAAAUGGGUAAUAUACAUACUACAUGGUGAGCUAACACUUAAGUAGUUGGGCGACAUGCAGCGGGGCGAAUAGGUCAGAAGUCAAUCGUAACAAACAUGGAUUAUGUAAAAAGGUGGUAUGUAAAAGGUCUAAUAUGAUCUUGAACACCUGACUACUAGUAUUCUGUAACCCACGGCAGGUCACCCAACCACAUUAAGCGCAGUUCAUAUACAUUAUAUGUUGGGUGAAUAUACAAUACUAGAUGAGCAAAAA